Molecule: messenger RNA, 1810 nt
Organism: Ziziphus jujuba (common jujube)
Lineage: Eukaryota; Viridiplantae; Streptophyta; Magnoliopsida; Rosales; Rhamnaceae
Exons: 3
Coding region: 569-1597 (342 amino acids)
Source: RefSeq, a predicted model, not a curated record
UUCCUUUUCAAUUUCUAAUGUUCAUUCUAUAAAAUUGAUUUAUUAUUAUUAUUAAAGUUGGAUCUGAAGCAGUACAUGGGCAUUAUGACUAAACUACGCCCGACGCCACUGUAAAAUUGAUUUAUAGGGUUUGUGUUCCGGGUGGACGAAGCUUAGAAGAGUGUGCUCAAUUAUGGAGAAUAUAAGCGAGGAUUGAUUGGGAGAGAUAUUGGGUAGAAUAGCAGACAAAGAUGCAGUGAGAUGCAAGAGUGUAUGCAAGUCAUGGCACCGCAUAAUUUCAAAAGAAUAUUUCUUGCUGAGGUUUUGGCCAAAAUCCCCUGUUGCUGGUUUCUACAUCCGAACUCUGAAGCCUGCAGAUAAGGGACCAUUUAAUUGGACCUUGGAUAGAUGGGGAUAUAUCAACCAUCUUAUUAGAUCUGCUGAUUUUCACAAUACAAAUUUUGUGUCUUUCGGAACAGGGCAGUGGAAUCGACAAUUAUAUGAUGAUGAUGGUGAUGGCGAUGAUUUUCUGCUACUAGACUGUUGCAAUGGCUUACAGCUUCUAUUCAAUUCAAGUCUUUCACAGUAUAUGGUUUACAAUCCCACCACAAAACAACAAUCAUACAUUACUAAAGCGCGUGCCCAUCUGGAAAAAUCUCAUUUUUUGGCAGCUUUAGCUUUUGAUCCCACCGAAUCUCUUCAUUACAGAGUUGUUCGGUUGAGUGAUCCCCAACCCAUCAGCGAUUAUAAGCUUGACUUAAAUAAUAUACCACUUCACGCCAGCGAUGUUCGGCCUAUGAUCGAAAAUCUUGACCACAUUGGACCUAACGCCUCGGUUGUUCUGGACUUGUUCUGUUCCGAAACAACACGGUGGGUUCGAUAUCGUCUACAAUUGGGUGACGUUUUUACAUCGACCUCCAUAAUGUUUUGGAGACAUUUCACUUACUUGGGAGGAGUAUUGUAUUGGAUGGUAAGCUCAUCAAAAAUUUUAUGCAUUGACCUCAAUAAUGUCGUUCCUCAUACUCAAACUCCAACUCAGAUUGACCUCCCCAGUCGUAAAAUAGAAGCAGACGUCAGUGUACCUGGAAUUGAUCCUCUGCGCUUAACUACUGACCGCUCUGAUAUGUGUCCGGUUGGAUGUUUUGGGGUGUCAAUGAACCAUCUUUAUUAUUGUAGACGUGAAUCGGGUGCUUUCUGUGUUUGGUUUUAUAACGAUGAUAAUGAGUAUGGUGGUGAAUGGGUUGUGAAAUUUCGUGUUUCCAUCCGUAGUGUGGUACUUUUUCUUCGUGUUAGACUAAAAUGUUGGUUUACUGAUGUAUUAUGGAUUGAACCAAUUGCUCUCAGUCCAAAUGCUGAUAUCUUAUUCAUUGGAACUAAUGAAUCCAUCUUAAGCUACCACUUUGAAACCAAACAACUCCAAUUUGUGUACGGAAGACAACCGCUAGCAUGGAAUACUGAUACUGCUGUUGCUACUUGUUUCUUCCCUUUCUUUCUGCUACGCCCUUGCUUAGUACAAUUUUGCAAGUUGGAUGAUGAUGAUGAUGAUGAUGAGGUGACUACUGCCUCCACUAACAAAGCUUCUGACGGUGGUGAGAUUUUAAGUACCGAUACUCCAUGAUUUACUCAGAUAAAUGCUGAAGAUCAAGUGAAUAACCAAGCUGCUCGAUAAGAAGACAAUCAAAGUAUGGAAAAGGUUGUUAAUUUAUUUAUGAGGUUGCUGCUACUGCUAGCACUACUUCUUGUCAUGUGCAAAUUGCUAUAAAAUAUAGCAAUAAAAAUAUAUUUGUACUUCAUUUCCAAUAAAUAAGAAGACAUUCAUAUCAAUUGCUUA